CCUCUUUGUCCGCCGUGCCUGUGCUGGUGUGGGAACCAACCAGCGGACCCAAAAUCACCCCAGCGCGAGCCAGCUAGAGGAGAGCUGAGCAGAGGGUAAUGGCUCGCAGUCUCUGUUCUUCCCCGUCUUCUCUCUCGCAUGACCACCAUCUCUUCUGCAACCCUAUCUCUCCUCCAUGGCCACCCAAGCGCACCCCUUUUCGUUCCCCCUUCCCUCUUAAACACUUCCCUUGCCCGCUGUCUCUUCACUCACCCACCUGUCUCCAAUUCUUGCGUGUUUCCAUUCAGGACCCAAUUUCUUCAGAGACCCAGAAACCCAGUUCGUCCCAAGUCCCUAAUUCUGAGUUCCCAGACGAAAAUACCACUUCAUCUAAAAGCUACAUAUGGGUCAAUCCCAAAAGCCCCAGAGCUUCGCGGCUUCGCCGGCAGUCUUACGAUGCUAGGUACGCUUUUCUUGUUGGGAUGUCGGAAUCUUUAAAUUCAUGUAACCCGACUGAGGAGGAUGUUUUUGGUAUAUUGUUCGGCUUGGGUGACAAGAUUGUGGAGCAAGACGCUGUCAUUGUUCUCAAUAACAUGUCCAACCCUGAAACGGCACCUAUAGCGCUCAAGUAUUUUCAGCAGAAACUGAAAUUGAGUAAAGAAGUCAUUCUUUAUAAUGUCACGUUGAAGGUGUUUAGGAAGUGUAAAGAUUUGGAUAGAGCACAGAAGCUGUUCGACGAAAUGCUGCAGAGAGGGGUCAAACCGGACAAUGUUACAUUUUCAACUAUAAUUAGCUGCGCUAGGUUGUCUUCUUUGCCAGAGAAGGCUGUCGAGUGGUAUGAGAAGAUGCCUUCCUAUGGCUGUGAACCUGAUGAUGUUAAUAGUGCAGUGAUGAUUGAUGCCUAUGGCCGGGCUGGUAAUAUCGAUAUGGCUUUGAGCUUGUAUGACCGCGCCAGAGCAGAAAGGUGGCGCAUCGAUGCUUUAACAUUCUCAACUUUGAUUAAGAUAUAUGGAAUGUCUGGUAAUUUUGAUGGGUGCUUGAAUGUAUAUGAGGAGAUGAAAGCAUUAGGCAUUAAACCAAACUUGGUUGUAUACAAUACAUUGCUGGAUGCCAUGGGAAGAGCCAAGAGACCUUGGCAAGCCAAGUCUGUUUACAAGGAGAUGAUAAACAAUGGGUUUACACCCAAUUGGGCAACCUAUGCUGCACUACUUCGGGCCUUUGGCAGAGCCCGUUAUGGAGAAGACGGCCUCAAUGUGUACAGAGAGAUGAAGGGAAAGGGGAUGGAGUUGAACGUUACCCUCUAUAAUACCCUUUUAGCCAUGUGUGCUGAUGUGGGGUACAUUGAUGAAGCUGUAGAAAUUUUUGAGGAUAUGAAGAAAUCUGAGACUUGCAAACCCGAUAGUUGGACGUACUCUUCAUUGAUUACCAUAUAUUCUUGUAGUGGGAAAGUCUCAGAAGCGGAGGCCACAUUGAACGAGAUGAUUGGAGCGGGUUUUGAGCCUAAUAUUUUUGUCCUGACGUCACUCAUUCAGUGCUACGGAAAAGCCAACCAAACGGACGAUGUUAUUAGGACAUUUAACCGGCUUUCGAACCUUGGCAUAACUCCUGAUGAUCGCUUCUGCUGUUGUCUUCUUAAUGUGAUGACUCAGACACCAAACGAAGACCUUGGUAAGCUGGCUAUCUGCAUUGGAAAGGCUAACUCAAAGCUCGGUUAUGUGGUGAAGCUCAUUGUGGAGGGGGAAAAUAUAGAUGGGGAGAUCUUCAAAAGGGAAGCUCACGAACUCUUUAACACAAUUAGUACUGAUGUUAAAAAAGCUUUCUGCAAUUGCUUAAUUGAUCUGUGUGUUAAUCUCAACAUGUUGGAACGAGCUUGUGAAUUGUUAGACCUGGGGCUGACUCUUGAGAUAUACACAGAUAUACAAUCAAAGUCUCCAACGCAGUGGUCAUUACACUUGAAGAGUCUCUCUCUUGGGGCUGCCCUGACUGCAUUACAUGUUUGGAUGAAUGACUUGUCCAAGGCGCUGGAGAACGGUGAGGAACUUCCUUGUCUGCUUGGAAUAAAUACUGGUCAUGGGAAACACAAAUAUUCGGACAAGGGCUUGGCAGUAGUGUUUGAGUCACAUCUGAAGGAACUAGAUGCUCCAUUCCAUGAGGAUCCUGACAAGGUUGGCUGGUUUCUGACUACUAAGGUUGCAGCUGAAUCGUGGUUGGAGUCUAGACGCUCCAGCGAGGUUGUCGCUGCUUAGUUGCCACAUCCUUAUUAAGGGUUUCAUCUUUCAAAAGUAGCUGUCGAUUUUGACAUGAGAUCUCUAGAAAUGGUACAAGAUGCUCCGGAAUUUUCCUUUCAUAUAUGUUUGCACUUGUCUCUAGCUCUUGUGAUACAGAAAUUAUUUGUACUAACAUAUGUGAAAAAGGUCAUCUAACUUGGCCAAUUGUUGUGAAA
This is a messenger RNA of Diospyros lotus (date-plum), 2422 nucleotides long. RefSeq names its product pentatricopeptide repeat-containing protein At4g16390, chloroplastic. Gene Ontology annotation, cellular component: chloroplast. Bases 99 to 2225 code for a protein of 708 amino acids. The transcript has a single exon. Gene Ontology annotation, molecular function: protein binding. The record is from RefSeq and is a predicted model, not a curated record. NCBI's taxonomy places the organism in Eukaryota, Viridiplantae, Streptophyta, Magnoliopsida, Ericales, Ebenaceae.